CUGCUCUCACGCAGCUUCUUGCUGCUCGUCUUCCCCCCUCCUGGAUUUUCUACUUUCAUCCGCAGCCAAGAUGAGACGAAUCCUCCUCGUGGUGGUGGUUGUUGUUGUCGCGGCUCUCCUGACAGAAAAUCUAGCGGUUCCAGUUUUCAAAGAGGGGCAGAGAGAAGAAGACGUGGUGACUCGAUGUUUGGUUGAAGUUCUCUCCAAAGCCCUCUCCAAGCCGGACUCUCAGCUGGACCAGGAAUGCAAAGACAUCCUCCAAGCAGGGGUUAAACAUGCCCCACUGGACAAGAAGAGCGAGGAGGGAACGGUAGCUAAUGAAGAGGUGGUUAAAGGUCAUGUUGAGAAGCCCGAGGCAAAGGUUGCAGAUGUGAAAGACAUCGAGGCACUCCUGAAAUCUGUGGAGGAAAAAAGGGAAAUCCCAGAGGAUGAGCGCAGUCAGGAAUCCUGGAGUCUGGGUGAUGAGAAAGACAAGAGGCACGACAACGAAGUUCUAGAAGAGCGGGAGAAGAGGAGCGGUUGGAGGCCGGGUAGGUUCCACCAGAGGAAGAGCAAACGAGGAGAGGAAGACGACGACAACGAGCGGAGUCAGGAGAGCUGGGGACUUGAGGAAAAGAGAUCACCAGAUGAAGAAGACGACUACAGCGAAGAAAGAGAGAAGAGGAGCAACUGGAGGCCUGGAAGACACCACCAAAGAAAGCACAAGCGAGAUGAGGAACCUCUGGGGGAGGAGCCAGAGGAAGAACGGAGCCAAGAGUCCUGGGACGUAGACAAAAGGAGUGACGGUGAGAGGUACAAGCACACAUGGAAGCCGACACAUCGCUAUUAUCACAACAAAGGUCUCCACAAACGCAGUGACGAACCACCAGAGGGCGAGGAAUAUGAAGACCGCAGCCAGGAAUCUUGGGGCCUCGAUAAGCGGGACUGGAGAGCCGGAAGGUUCCAUCAGAGGAGACACAAACGGGACGAGGAGCUCUCAGAGGAGGCGAGGGACGACCCCGAAGAAGACCGCAGCCAGGAAUCUUGGGGUCUGGAUAAGAGAGACUGGAGAGCGGGAAGGCACCACCAGAGGAGACACAAACGGGACGAGGAGCUCUCAGAAGAAACCAGAGAUGAUCCAGAAGACGAGCGCAGCCAGGAGUACUGGGACUUCGACACCGGGAGGGAGAAGAGGGAGUGGAGAGCCGGAAGGCACCACCAGAGGAGACACAAACGGGACGAGGAGCUGUCAGAAGAGGUCAGGGAUGAGCCAGAUGAGGAACGCAGCCAGGAAUACUGGGAUUUUGACACCGGAAGAUAUAAGAGGGACUGGAGGCCUGGCAGGCACCACCAGAGGAGACACAAACGCGACGAAGAGCUCUCAGAAGAAGCCAGGGAUUACCCCGAUGAAGAACGCAGCCAGGAGUACUGGGAUUUUGACACCGGAAUAUAUAAGAGGGACUGGAGGCCUGGCAGGCACCACCAGAGGAGGCACAAACGCGACGAGGAGCUCGCUGAGGAAGAGAGAGAGGAACCGGAAGGGGAACGCAGCCAGGAGUACUGGGGUUUCGAUAAAAGGCACGAAAAGGGAGACGUAGAAAAGCACAUAUGGAAGCCGACGCACCGAUACUACCACAAAAAUGUGCUUCAGAAGCGAGCUGGAGGAUCCUCGGAAGAGGAAGAACAGAAAGCCGAUUCGGAGGAAGCAAACGACAAAGAUGAAGCUCUGAGAUAUCUGGCAGAAAAACGCAAUCCCUGGAUAUUCAGAAGCUACUACCACCCUGCCUGGUAUAAGAGAGACUCAGACGAGCACGCUGCAACCUCAGACAAGAUGGCUGAACUGGCCAGGUUGCUGAACUACAAGAUCAACCAGCUGGCGAGCCACUCCACUCAAGAGGAGGCGAAGAGGAACGCACAGGAGGGAACUCUCACUCCACAGGAGGAGAAACAGCUGGAAAACCUGGCAGCAAUGGACAUGGAGCUGCAGAAGAUCGCGGCCAAGUUGCAUGAGAACGCCGCAUAAAUCCAGGAGCAGCUCGACACUCGCUGUCUUUCUGUAACGUUUGCCAAUCUAAUGUGCCAACAGUGUUAACCGUGACAACAAAAUAAUUACAAAAAACAGCAACCCUGGAGCCUUGCCAAAGCAUCGUAUCGACUUGUUUCUCAUCGUUUUUGUGAUAGUUUGGUGUCAGUGCUACAUUAAUCCGCAUGGGAAUGGCCUGGAUGUCUACGUAUAGUC
Messenger RNA from Salarias fasciatus (jewelled blenny), 2218 nucleotides. RefSeq names its product chromogranin B (gene chgb). NCBI's taxonomy places the organism in Eukaryota, Metazoa, Chordata, Actinopteri, Blenniiformes, Blenniidae. The record is from RefSeq and is a predicted model, not a curated record. The transcript is spliced from 7 exons. Bases 71 to 2002 code for a protein of 643 amino acids. Gene Ontology annotation, cellular component: secretory granule.